Symbiodinium necroappetens is the source of this 519-nucleotide messenger RNA. NCBI's taxonomy places the organism in Eukaryota, Dinophyceae, Suessiales, Symbiodiniaceae. The record is from the annotation of a GenBank genome assembly.
AUGCAGAGCCCUGAAGAAGUGUUUUCAGCAGGGCGACGAUUUAGGAGUCGGUCCCCACUGUGUGGCAGUCUGGCACGCGAGACGAGAAAAACUUCAUCUGCUAUUCACGGAGCAUCGCUGAGCUCUGUUCAGUAUCGUGCUUUUGUUAGAGCCUUGCGCUUGCCUGUGGAUGCCCCAUGCUGUCGCAGUAAUCACUACGAAACCGCGUGCCGCUGGAUACACACGGGGCCUGGCUCCUCCCUGCGAUUCAAGUUCUUCUAUCACAGCAUCCUGUGGGAAGGCGACGAGGUCGACGAGCUCUCCUCUACGGCAGGAGUCUGGAUUCCUGUGCAAGUGAGUCGGGACUAUCUGCUGCGCGAGCCCGACUCUUCGCUGGAGGAGCCGCUUUGGGUCCAGUACGCGCACAAGGCAGGCGGCGAGCUGGCCGAGCUUGCCAAAGAGCAGGGUGCCGAGUUGAGCCGAUCCGCCAUUGGCCGCAGGCGUCCCUCGAUGCAUUUGAGGUUCGGUCUCUUGCCGUGA